AUGCCUGCACCUGUCGAGAGCGAGCAAUCGGCUGGCCCCAAGAUUCCAUUGUCUACCGUGACGCAAGAGCAUUAUUACUAUGCAGUCCAAUCGCUUCUAGCGGAGAUACGCCGCAGCAACAAUGCAGAGCUUCAGGAACUGUUGGAGUGGCUUGCGCAGCCGCGGACUGAUCCUGAGGCGAUGGCAAUGGUUCUGGAGAAAUAUCGCCCGUAA
Aspergillus melleus is the source of this 213-nucleotide messenger RNA. RefSeq lists its product as uncharacterized. The transcript has a single exon. The coding region runs from base 1 to 213 and encodes 70 amino acids. The record is from RefSeq and is a predicted model, not a curated record. NCBI's taxonomy places the organism in Eukaryota, Fungi, Ascomycota, Eurotiomycetes, Eurotiales, Aspergillaceae.